Molecule: messenger RNA, 3126 nt
Organism: Loxodonta africana (African savanna elephant)
Lineage: Eukaryota; Metazoa; Chordata; Mammalia; Proboscidea; Elephantidae
Product: intercellular adhesion molecule 2
Exons: 4
Coding region: 120-1064 (314 amino acids)
Biological process (GO): cell-cell adhesion
Cellular component (GO): plasma membrane
Molecular function (GO): integrin binding
Source: RefSeq, a predicted model, not a curated record
CCUCCCCAGCUUCCUCUGCCCGGAUUCUCAGUGGCCUGGAGUGCUGGGAGGCGGCUGGUGCACUUGGCUUCUGAAGACCACUCAGAUAAAGAGAGGAAAUGCGGUCAUCAGCUUGAAGAAUGCUAGAGAUUUGGGGCUGCAGCUCCCAGAAGCCACUCCUGAUCUACGCCCUCGGUCUCUCCCUGGACCGCCCUCGGCUGUUCCCUGUGAGACCGCAAAGGCCUCCUGAAAUGUCCCCCUUUAGGGACUGGGGCCUGCCCAUAGUCCUUCUCACCCUGCUCUGCUGCCCAGGGUCUGGUGAGGAAGCAUUUGUCGUAUACAUGUCACCAGAGCAGGUGGUGGCUGAGCCCAAUGGGUCCUUGGAGGUCAACUGCAGCACAAACUGUUCCCAGCCACAAUUGGGGGGUCUGGAGACCAGCCUAACCAAGACUGUACUGGAUGAUCAGCCUCAGUGGAAGCGGUUCUUGGUCUCAAACAUCUCCCAGGACACAAGCCUCGAAUGCUACUUCACCUGCUCAGAGAAGCAGCUGUCCAAGAAUGCCACUGUCAGCGUGUAUCACCCUCCAAAGCAGGUGAUGCUGAAGCUGCGGCCCACCCGGGUGGCCAUGGGGCAAUCCUUCAUCAUUGAGUGCAAGGUGCCCACUGUGGCACCCCUCAGGAGUCUUACCCUCACCCUGCUCCGUGGCAAUGAAAUGCUGCACAACCAGACCUUUGAGCAGGCAACAGCUGCCCCCGAAGAAGCCGUAGCCAUACGGAAUGUCACAGCUCACUGGGAGGACGGCCACCACAACUUCUUGUGCCGGGCGGAGCUGGACCUGCGCUCUCUCGGCGGCAGCAUCAUUAGCAGUGUCUCGGAGCCCCAGGCAUUGGAGGUCUAUGGCCUUGAACAGAACAACCAGAUGGUCAUCAUCAUCACAGUCGUGUCAGUGCUGCUGUUCCUGUUUGUGACGUCUGUCCUGCUGCGUUUCUUCAGACAGCACCAGCACCAGAAGAGGACAGGUGCCUAUGGGGUACAAGAAGCCUGGCAAAGGCUGCAAAGGGCCUACCGGACACCGCCAGCAUGAGUGGCAGGGCCAUGGCCAUGGUGGUGGCCUCUGGACCUCAGUGCGCUUCCUAAGGGUUGUGGCCAGCCCUGGCUGAAGAAAUGCAUGACUAACAGCAACUUGGGGACAUUUCCUUUCCUAGUCUGAAUACUAACACCUGGACUUAAUUGUGUGCCCUCAAUGUCUUAUUCUGGGAUAAUACCCAACACCAGUAGGGGUGGAUUUAUCUCCCUCGGCUUUCCUCCCACCCUUUCCUUCACAGGGGCUCUACCAGAGCCUCAGUCAGCCCAGGCUCUGGGGAGGCCCCCUGUUGUCCAGCACAGGCACCAGAGCCCUCCCCACCCAUUUAGCCCUGAGUGACUCUUUUCCCUGAGGGAGGGUGGGGGAAAGGCACCCUGGCCCGAUGGGGCAGAGAGCUGCUCCGUUCCCACUCAGCUUCCAGGACCUCAGGCUCUCUAGGUUGGAGUAGGACAUAGCUGCUGAGCUCUCUGUUCUGCCAACAAUGCCAACUUCCUGGGGUGGGGGCAGGGCGCCAAGGGAGCUGGCUCAGCCCCAGGGCCAUCCCCAGCCAGGCUUCUCCCCACUUGCUAUGAGCCCCUCUACCCAUCACUCUAGGCCUUCAAAAGCUGUGGAAAACAGAAGUGGUACCCUGCCCCCCUCCCAUUCUUAGGCCAACAGGAGACCCUGAGCUUUGUCAGCGCAGAGCGUGGGGUAAGGAACGAAAUUAAGGGUAGGGCACUGGUUCCCAGGCCUCCCCUCUUCUAGACAGGAACCAGUGGGGCAGAGUUGGGCUUUUGUGUGGCUGCCAGGCCCUGGGUGGUGGUCUAGAAGGCUCUCAUCCCAGAGCCAAGGUCAGUCUGCUAAGGAUCACAGUGAGGUGCAGGGGGGGCUGAUUUAGCUGGAGGAGAGGGUGGGUGGGUUCAGGGCGGAAGCACAGGCCACAGGCACAUGGAGGCCCAGGGUGCCUUCCACCCUCUGACGAAGCUGGCACAGGUCCAGGGCCAGCAUCCAUCCUCAUGGCAGGCUCUCAGCGUCAUAGUAAUCUGGAGGAGACACAGCAUCCUCACCUUUUCUCCCUCCUGCCUCAGUGGACCUCAUGGUGAGGUAGGCACUUCCCCCUGCCCCACCGCCAUGGCAUCUGGCCUCUCUGGUCUCGUGAUCCACUCUAGGCCUGCACCCCACCGCCUACCCACCCGGUCCCCUACCUGAAGCCGGGAGCACAUCUACACCCACAGUCCCAGUGGCGCUGGGGAGUGGGGGCGGGGGCACAGCUCUCCUGUGAUGGGGGAGAUGAAGGACCCUAUCAGAGGUCCAGGGGUGGCCUCGGGGAUUUCAUCCAUGAGCAUCUCCACCCACCCCCAAACCCUGAUGAGCUCUUCUAGCCCCACCCCAGAGCAGGGCCCUGGCAGCAUACAGACCCCAGGCUCACUUACACCUCCCUCUUCCUGGGGGCAGGAGUACGGGGCUGAAUCCUGGGGGUGGCCUGCAGGUGGGACUGCCAUGAGGGAGGGGGUAGGAGAGGGGCUGGCCAGGGCAGCAGAGGGCCCAGGGUGGGCAGCGAGCAGGGCAAGUAGUGGUGGUGGACCACCAGAGGCCCUUCCUCCUGGAUCUCCAGCUCUUCCUCCUCCUCAGGCUCCUGGUGACUCUCCAGGUAGACCUGGGGAUUGUGGGAAAGGGGGAGGUGCGAAGAUGAUGACACAGGAUCAGGCUCUCCCUCCCCCACUCCUCUGUUCCCUUAAACAAUUUCUUCAGAUCCACACUGUAAUCACGGCUACUGUUUAUUGAGCAUCUCCCACCUGUGAGCAAGGCACUGUGUAGACAUUUAUUCCUUAUUUUGCAGAUGGCUAAACUGAGGCUCAAAGAGGUUGAAUAACUUGUCUAAGUUCACCUAGCUCUGGCCCAGGCUCCAUGGCUGUGGUCUCAGUCCACAUGAGCUCCUCCUCGGGGGCCAGCCCUGGCCAGUGGUUUGAGAAGCUCCUGCUAGUUCCGGUAAUUCUCAUAGCUUGGCUCAAGAGUAAAGUGGAAAAAAAAAAAAAUCAGUAAACAUGGUAAGAACUCAUUUUUGUUUAAAAAACCAUGUAUG